AUGUCCGCGAGACGCGGUGGCAACAACGGGAUGCGGCGGCACGCGGACGGGGCGGCACAGCAAACGUGGCAGAAGUGCGAGAGAAGAGGGGAAGUGGUAAACGUAGUGAGAGAACAGGGAAAUAUGGCAUUUGCAGGAACAACUCAGAAGUGCAUGGCUUGUGACAAAACAGUUUACCUGGUUGAUAAGUUAACUGCGGAUAACCGAGUGUUCCAUAAGGCUUGCUUCAGAUGCCACCACUGCAAAGGAACACUCAAGCUUAGCAACUAUAACUCUUUUGAGGGAGUUCUUUACUGUAAGCCACACUUCGACCAACUGUUCAAGAGAACUGGUAGUCUUGACAAAAGCUUCGAAGGGACACCAAAAAUUGCUAAACCGGAAAAAACUGGCGAUGAGAAACCUGCAUCAACCAAAGUCAUAAAUAUGUUUGGUGGAACCAGAGAUAAAUGUGCCGGUUGUCAGAAGACAGUGUAUCCCACUGAAAAGGUCACUGUGAAUGGAACUCCUUAUCACAAGAGUUGUUUCAAAUGCACUCAUGGCGGGUGUGUUAUUAGUCCCUCCAAUUACAUUGCACACGAUGGCAAACUCUACUGCAAGCACCACCACAUCCAAUUGAUCAAGGAGAAGGGAAAUUUAAGCCAGCUUGAAGGUGACCAUGAGAAGAGUGCAAUUCAAGAGAAAACCAACGGUGAAGUAGUUGCAGCUGAGACAUGA
Molecule: messenger RNA, 714 nt
Organism: Sphenostylis stenocarpa
Lineage: Eukaryota; Viridiplantae; Streptophyta; Magnoliopsida; Fabales; Fabaceae
Source: the annotation of a GenBank genome assembly